This is a messenger RNA of Phytophthora infestans T30-4, 1098 nucleotides long. RefSeq lists its product as uncharacterized. The transcript has 4 exons. The record is from RefSeq and is a predicted model, not a curated record. Bases 1 to 1098 code for a protein of 365 amino acids. NCBI's taxonomy places the organism in Eukaryota, Oomycota, Peronosporomycetes, Peronosporales, Peronosporaceae.
AUGGGCGACACGAGGUCUGGCGACGGCUCUCCACGCGCUCAGCAGCAGAGUGGGGGCUUCAGAAGACAAGGAAGUGUCGACGAACGGAUUCGCUCGGGUAGUGGGAGCUUUGCAGCUCCAGACGACCACGCAGACGACGAUGCGUCCAUGUCCAAUGACGAAUCCAUGAGUUCUUCCUCAUCUUUUGACCAAUUGAAGCAACAAGAGCAACAUUUAAAGCAGGCAAGGGGUCCUUCUGGUCGUACCAAGUCUUUUAACGACUUUGCAAGGCAAUUACCGUACCAGGAUCCCAGUCUAAACGUCGCUCCACGGUCCACAAGCUUCUCGUUUGAAGUGGUGGACGCUUCUCUAAUGGGGACUGUGGAAGAUGCGAAUUCGGAUAUAGUCAUGGAGACGUUGGAACGUACGGGAGUGAGUGCAAAAGCCAUGAGAGAGCAAGCUGUGUAUCUGAGGGUUCGGGUGGGAGAAAACUUGGACCCAGGCGUGUACGAACUGCCCCUGCGAGUGUUUACCCAAGCGAGGCUGCUCUUGGACGUCGCGGGCCUCGUGCAGAACGCGCUGUACACGUCUUGGUGUCGGCUCAUUCGAAAGCAGCGCUCUUCCUGCGUGCGUCGCAGCUGUCGCGUCACAUGCCUCAUGGCCUCCAUCGCAGCACCUGACAAGCGGCAAAAGAAGCUGCCGCUGCUGCUUCUGGACGAGCGCACCAGCAGCGACUUCCCCACGGGUUCCUCCGAGUCCUCUGUGGUGCCGGAGCUGCCCAUGGCCUUUGACAUGUCGGCCAAUAGCAACGCCAGCACAGCCAGUGAGAUGACGAGCACCAGCAGCAGCGCGAGCGCCAGCAGCUCCAGCCGCGGCGUCAAGUGGUGGAAACGAGUGACGGCUAUGAGAGCAAAGAGAAGACGAAGUGGAAGCAAACAGGAGAGCAAAGAGAAGACGAAGUGGAAGCAAACAGGAGAGCCGUCCGAGUCUCGAUCAGGAGCUCCGUCGGUGGGUGAAAGUAGCAGUAGCAACAAUAGCAGCAAGAAGAGCAACGAACGCACGUACCUCUUCUUCAUGGCCUGCCAGUGCCCAUUGUGCACCGAGAUCUUAAGCCGCUGA